Exserohilum turcica Et28A is the source of this 696-nucleotide messenger RNA. RefSeq lists its product as uncharacterized. Bases 1 to 696 code for a protein of 231 amino acids. The record is from RefSeq and is a predicted model, not a curated record. NCBI's taxonomy places the organism in Eukaryota, Fungi, Ascomycota, Dothideomycetes, Pleosporales, Pleosporaceae. The transcript has 7 exons.
AUGAACACUACAUCUGAAUUAGUGGGCACAUUCCCCCCGCCACCAGGAGUAACACCAAACUUCAUCAAUCCUGAAAGCACCGCGUCUCAAGUCGUGCUCUGCACGAUCCUGACCCUGGUUUUCAUGAUCCCAUUUUUCGUUCUGCGAAUGUACACCAAAAAGUAUAUUCUCAAGCGUAUUGAUCCGGAAGAUUUUCCAGAUACUGAGGCUAAGUAUCAAGAUUCGAUAAUCCUUGCCGUGCUCUUUGCCUUGAUGUAUUCGAUCAUAAAUCUGCUACAGCUGAAGAACGGCGUUGGACGGCACAUAUGGGAUGUCACCCUUCCACAGUUCAAGCGGUUCAUUAUUACAGGAAUUCCUUCUGGGAUAUCUUACACCCUCUCAUCCCUCUUCGUUAAAGUCUCACUCGGGCAGUUCUAUAUCCGAGUCUCACUGGAUAAGUUUUUCAAGGUGGUAACAUACAUCAUUAUCUUUGUUUGGACAUUGUGUCAAUAUGAACGCAGCUUUCAAAACGCUCUCUGCGCUCAACGUUGCAACCGACGUGGCGCUUCUGAUCUUACCGAUUUGGUUGAUGUGGAGUAUGCAUCUACCAUUUUGGAAGAAAGUAGGGACUGUGUUCAUUCUUAUGACGGGUUCAUUUGUUUGCGCCGUGAGUAUCAUUUGGAUGGCUAUAAUGCCCUCAUUGGUGCAGCAGCAUGA